Messenger RNA from Brassica napus (rape), 1777 nucleotides. RefSeq names its product B3 domain-containing transcription factor LEC2-like. The coding region runs from base 567 to 1649 and encodes 360 amino acids. Gene Ontology annotation, molecular function: DNA-binding transcription factor activity; DNA binding. The record is from RefSeq and is a predicted model, not a curated record. Lineage: Eukaryota; Viridiplantae; Streptophyta; Magnoliopsida; Brassicales; Brassicaceae. The transcript is spliced from 6 exons.
UUAUUUUGUAACGAAAAAAUUUCUCUACAACGACACUUAAUAUGAAACGGAGGGAGUACAAAAUACGAAUGCCAAUUAAUUCAGUCUCCCCAAAUUUUGAUAUACCAUUUCUAAGACUAAAAAUAUUUACUUUUCAAUGUUUGAAUUCAUAUUACUUCUAUGUUUAAUAAGGUAGUAUUAAUUUAGUUGUAGUCAAUAAUCAAUAGGAUAUUAAUAUAAGGACGAUAGUGAAGUAACUCCAAAACAAAUAAAGAGCAUUCAGUACUCUCUCUCUCUCAUAAAAACACAGCCAAUGACCUUCUCGUGGUCUUCUGUGCCAUAAAAAUCAUUAUAUACAUUCAAACACCAAUCUGGCGCCACACACACAUACUCUCUUCCUCUCUCUCCUUGUAUGAGUGGUGAGAUGGUUAUCCCUAUAAGGUGCAGCAUCGAACCAUCUGCAACAUUUUGACUCGUUUUCUUUUGUGUGUUUUCCAGCAAGUGUCUCUUCUUCACUCGCUCUUUCCUUUUUCAAUCUCCCCAACGACCCUCUCUUCCAUUCAUAACUCUUUCUCUCUCCGGGAAAAAUGGAUAACUUCUUGCCCUUUUCCUCUUCUAACGCAAACUCUGUCGAAGAACUCUCAAUGGAUCUUAACAACAAUCGCUCACGCUUAUCAACGUUCCCUACUUAUGAUCAUCAUCAUCAGGCGCAGCAUCACUCGUUGCAACCCUACUCAUACGUUGCAUGUCCUGUGGAUCAGACGGCGGCUAUGAAUCCUCAGAUCUCGGUUAUACAAACCGGAAGUGAGUUCGGUUCUCUGGUUUGUAAUCCCGGUUUCAGACAAGCAAGAGGUGGAUUCCUUGAUCCACACACGGCUAAGAUGGCCAGGAUCAACAGAAAGAAAGCGAUGAUAAGAUCAAGAAACAAUUCUAGCCCUAACUCUAGUUCGAAUGAGCUGGUUGGUUCAAGGAGACAAGUGGUUCUUACCAUGAAAAAUAAUGCCGAGAUUGCAGCAAGGAAAGAUCUCUAUCGAUAUUCCUCAUUCGAUAACAAGAAGCUUAGGGUUUUGCUGGUGAAACACUUGAAGAACAGCGAUGUUGGAUCACUUGGGAGGAUCGUUCUACCAAAGAGAGAAGCUGAAGGGAAUCUUCCGGAGCUAUCUACUAAAGAAGGAAUGAUAGUAGAGAUGAGAGAUGCGGACUCUAUGCAGAAUUGGUCUUUCAAAUACAAGUUCUGGUCCAAUAACAAGAGCAGAAUGUAUGUCCUUGAAAACACAGGAGAAUUUGUGGCUGAAAAAAGAGUUGAGAUUGGAGAUUUUUUAACAAUCUACGAGGACGAAAGCAAGAAUCUCUACUUCUCCAUAAGAAAGCACGCAGACAAACCAAAUGAAGGAAGAGAAGAUGAGUCGAUGGAAGCCAACGACAUGAACUUCUACGAAGAUAUUGCGUUUGAUUUCAUACCAAAAGAUGAAGACGAAGAUUCUAUUGCAAUGCUCAUCGGAAAUCUAAAUGAUCACUAUCCCAACCCAAACAAUCUUAUGGACCUCCCAAUCGAUCUUCAUCAGCAUCAUCAAGCCACCUCCUCGUUGCCACCUGUGGAUUACAUGACCAAUCCUCAGUAUAGUGGUUCCUCCAAUGAUCACAUGAGCUUUAACGACUUCGUAUGGUGAUGCGAUUGAAGUUGAUAUAGCUAUAUACAAGUGGUAUAAAAAAUUAAAAAGAAAAGAGUAUCGCUCAUCAUAUUCAUAUCUAUCUAUUGAUAAAGUAUUUUUGUCAAUCUAUUAUUUACGAAAAAUAA